Haliotis rufescens (red abalone) is the source of this 1997-nucleotide messenger RNA. RefSeq names its product developmentally-regulated GTP-binding protein 2-like. NCBI's taxonomy places the organism in Eukaryota, Metazoa, Mollusca, Gastropoda, Lepetellida, Haliotidae. The transcript has 14 exons. Bases 223 to 1317 code for a protein of 364 amino acids. Gene Ontology annotation, cellular component: cytoplasm. Gene Ontology annotation, molecular function: GTP binding; GTPase activity. The record is from RefSeq and is a predicted model, not a curated record. Gene Ontology annotation, biological process: cytoplasmic translation.
UUCUGACACCACUGUCAAUGACACAGUGUAACCUAACUUUGGUCUAAUCAUUGAAAUUAUCCACAUCUCAUUGGAUUAUCAACGAUUUAACGACUAUCGCUGAACGUGCGUUUUCCAGAUUGACAGCUGACGUCGCACGUGGGAAACAAAACUAUUUUCUAUACUCAAAGAACAAACAUACAUAUUUUUCUUUAUCUGUACAAGCAACUUCCGAAGAGCAAUAUGGGUAUCCUAGAGAAGAUAUCAGAAAUUGAGAAGGAAAUUGCACGCACUCAGAAAAACAAAGCCACUGAGUACCAUCUUGGUCUGCUGAAGGCCAAACUUGCCAAAUACAGACAGCAGCUGUUGGAGCCGCAAGGGAAGGCUGGAGCUAAGGGAGAAGGCUUCGAUGUGAUGAAAUCUGGGGAUGCCCGUGUGGCACUUAUAGGUUUUCCAUCUGUGGGCAAGUCCACCCUGCUGAAUACCCUGACCUCCACCCACAGCGAAUCUGCCAACUAUGAGUUCACAACUCUCACCUGCAUCCCCGGUGUAAUAGAGUACAAUGGCGCCAACAUUCAGCUGCUUGAUCUGCCUGGGAUCAUAGAGGGUGCUGCACAAGGCAAGGGUCGAGGUCGGCAGGUCAUUGCCGUGGCCCGGACGGCUGAUCUCGUGGUCAUGAUGUUGGAUGCAACAAAGAGGGAGUACCAGAGAGAACUUUUGGAAAAAGAAUUGGAGAGUGUUGGUAUUCGAUUAAACAAAGGCAAACCCAAUAUAUAUUUUAAGCCAAAGAAAGGCGGUGGAAUGUCCUUCAACUCGAUGGUGACUAUGACCAAGUGUAAUGAAAGGCUGGUUUCCAUGAUUCUUCAUGAAUACAAAAUAUUUAACUGUGAAGUCCUGUUCCGGGAUGACUGUACAUCAGACGAGUUUGUGGACGUCAUCCUGGGCAACCGAGUCUACCUGCCAUGUUUAUAUGUGUACAACAAGAUCGAUCAGAUCUCUAUAGAAGAGGUGGACAGGCUGGCCAGGCAGCCCAACUCCCUCGUGAUGAGCUGUAACAUGAAGCUGAACUUGGACUACCUGCUGGAAAUGACAUGGUUUUACCUGGCUCUCAUCAGGGUCUAUACAAAGAAGAGGGGAGAAAAACCUGACUUCGAUGGUGGACUGGUUUUACGUAGAGGUUGCUCAGUAGAACAUGUGUGUCAUGCAGUUCACAGAAGUAUAACAGAGGUGUUCAAGUAUGCUCUUGUUUGGGGGACAAGCGUCAAGUACAGUCCUCAGAGGGUCGGGCUGAGUCAUAUCAUGAAUCAUGAAGAUGUCAUACAAAUUGUCAAAAAGUAGAAACUGUUUUUGUUUUAACAAAUCCAUUUGCCAUGUAUAUUAUGUACAGUGUAAAUAAUCCAUUUAUAUUGGUUUCUCAAUAUUACAACUUCAGCAGUGAUCUGAGACAUUAUUUUCUUUUCCUUAUGUAAAUUUGAGUUUAAAUAUAAUUAUCAUUGCUGUUAUAAGGUUUGAUGACUAAGUAUACAACAUUGUUGUAAUUGUUGUAAAGAAAAUAGUAUUUUGCUCUGCAUUGUUUUGUUAAUUGAUAAAAGAAAUGUGAAAAAUGAAAAAACAGCUGAAAAAUCUACAUACUAGAAUGAGGAAUGGAUGGCCCAAUCAUUUGAGGGGAUGCAAGUUACUGUGAAGAGUUGCUUCCCUUAGAUGUGUCAGGAUCAAAUGAUUGUCAGUUCGAAUCCCUUGCAUCAAGGAUGUAACCUUCUAGCUUUCCUCCAACAUCAAGCUGACAUGUUACGUAACUGAAAUACUGUUCAAAACGGCAUUAAACGGUAAUUUAAACCAAACCCUAUCACUCAUGUCCAUUUGAGAUUGUGACGAUUUUAGUACCUCAUGUUGUAUAAAAUUUGUCAGAAUUUGUACCCAGCAAAUAUCACUUGUACCCUAUUAUGAAGACAUAUAAAACAAUUCUAUUGUUCCUGAAUACAAAGGCAUUAAACGUUGUUAUAUUUUGCUUCCUGGAA